AGUCUUUCCAGGAUUAAAAGGACAGGUGAAGUAAGCAGAUACAAUUUUAGAGAGUUGUGUGCAAGCAGUGAAGAUCUACAACAGAGCUACUGAAGAAACACCAGGCUUCAGAUUUUUUUUUUUUUUACAGCAACAUCAUGAAGCAGACACAUUUGCUCCUGUAUCUCACUAGUUUAGUACCAGUUGCUUUCUCAUUCCUGAACAGCAUCACUCACAAAUACGACCUGAUCAUGACCCCGAAGUCAUGGCCAGAUGCACAGAAUUACUGCAGGAUGAUGUACAAUGACCUGGCAACAGUCAUAAGUGAUGCUGAUUGGCUAAGACUGAACAAAGAAGCAGCAAGCAAAAGUCUGGCAACACCAGCCUGGGUCGGACUGUAUGAUGAUUACACUAGCUGGCGCUGGGCCCUUAACGAACUCCCGUUGAAGAAUGUCCCUUAUACCAAUUGGUACUCUGGACAACCUAAUAAUGCUGUGCCUGUAGAAACAUGUGUUCUGCUAUCUGGUUCUGCUAAAUGGUUUGAUCUAUUAUGUACAUAUCUAAGAGCCUUCAUAUGCUACAAUGCUAGUUUCAGUGGUCCUGACAAGUUCAUCGGAAUCAAAAGUCUAGUGACCUGGCAUGAAGCUCGGGCUUACUGCCAAACAUAUCACACAGACUUGGCCAGCUCUCUUAACAGCUCAGACCAAAACAUCUUAGGACAAAUAAAGGCUGCCCAGGGGGAUUCCUGGAUUGGCCUAUACAGAGAUGCAUGGAAGUGGUCGGAUGGCACAGUGCUUUCAAACAUCCCUUGGGCUACUGGACAACCAGAUAAUUCUGAGAGAAUUAUGGGGAGCUGUGGAUCAGUUAAUAAUGGUCUGUUCAGUGAUGAACGUUGUACCAACCUGCACUAUUUCUUCUGUCACACCACUGCACGAGUGAGGAGUCAGAUAGUGAAACUGCAGGUGAAGUCUGAUGGGAGUGUGUUUGAUCCUGCUGUGCAGUCGUCCAUUUUAGAGCUGAUAAAGCAAACACUUGAACAAAAGGGCCUGUUGGAAACCACCACAGUGACUUGGAGGGUGCAACCAGAUGGAAGCAUCUAUUACAAGAAAAAAAAGGAGGAGGCUCUCAUUCCAGAUGCUGAUUGUCUAAAUGCUUAAUUCAGCAUUUUCACUUACUCUUUACACUACAACUUAGAUAAUAUCAUUUGCAGUGAAAUUGCAAUCUCAGUGAAACAAGCAAAUACCCAUCAUAUUCACCUUUAAUAUUUUUACAUUUUAAUUACACCAAUAUUUAUGCCUUUCUAAUUCAUCUGUUUAAAUUGAUGAAUUGUACUUAACUAUACUGUACUGUAUAAUCAUUAUUUUAAUUGUACUGUGUUAUUUUAGGUUUUUAGAUUUUAGAUUUUAAUAGACUGCAUAUUGCGAGAACCAAACAAAUUAGUAAACACCAUAUUCUGUUCAACUGUUAAACAGUCUGUUGAACACACUAAUAAUAUUCAGUUGCUUUUAUAGCAAAAUGCUAUAAAAAAAUCAUAUUUACCUCUAAUAUUUUUACAUUUUAUUGAGACCAAUCUUUAUGUCUUUCCAAUUUAUCUGUUUGAAUUGACAUUUUACUUAGCUGUACUGUUGUACUGUGUUAUUUUAGGUUUUUAGAUUUUAUUAGACUGCAAACUGCAAGAACCAAACAAAGUAGUAAACACCAUAUUCUGUUCAAUUGUUAAACACUCUGGUAAUAUUCAAUUUCUUUUACUGUCUAUAUAAUUACGUUAUCUUUUUAUUGCAAAAUUAUUUCAGACCAGAAAUUUCAUACAGUCUGUCUGUGGUGAAUGCACAUCAGCACCAUUUUCAAAUUUAGGCAAUAAAGACUUGUGAACAAGGUGGAAGCAGAGUACAAAGGAAAUAAUGAACUGUUUGCCUGAGGACUUACAGAACACCCAAACUGUUUGCAACACUAAAUAAUUUAUUAUGUUCAAAGUAAUUUUCUUUCAUUAGUGAAUGUUUUUGAACCCUUCCUA
Hemibagrus wyckioides is the source of this 1993-nucleotide messenger RNA. Its product is annotated as macrophage mannose receptor 1-like. The coding region runs from base 138 to 1136 and encodes 332 amino acids. The record is from RefSeq and is a predicted model, not a curated record. Lineage: Eukaryota; Metazoa; Chordata; Actinopteri; Siluriformes; Bagridae. The transcript has 6 exons.